CGCCGCCGCCGCCGAGGAACAUGGCGAAGGUGGAGCAGGUCCUGAGCCUGGAGCCGCAGCACGAGCUCAAGUUCCGAGGUCCAUUCACCGAUGUUGUCACCACCAACUUAAAGCUUGGCAACCCAACAGACCGGAAUGUGUGUUUUAAAGUGAAGACCACCGCACCGCGUAGGUACUGUGUGCGGCCCAACAGCGGGAUCAUUGAUGCUGGGGCCUCUGUCAAUGUCUCUGUGAUGUUACAGCCUUUCGAUUAUGAUCCCAAUGAGAAAAGUAAACACAAGUUUAUGGUUCAGUCUAUGUUUGCUCCGACUGACACUUCUGAUAUGGAGGCAGUAUGGAAGGAGGCAAAACCGGAAGACCUUAUGGAUUCAAAACUUAGAUGUGUGUUUGAAUUGCCAGCAGAAAAUGAUAAACCACAUGAUAUAGAAAUAAAUAAAAUUAUAUCCACAAGUGCAUCAAAGACAGAAGCACCAUCAGUGUCUAAGUCUCUGACUUCAUCUCUGGAUGACACGGAGGUCAGGAAGGUGAUGGAGGAGUGUAAGCGACUGCAGGGCGAGGUCCAGAGGCUGCGAGAGGAGAACCAGCACUUCAAGGAAGAAGAUGGGCUGCGGAUGAGGAAGACCGCGCAGAGCAACAGCCCCAUCUCAGCGCUGGCUGCUACCGGGAAGGAGGAAGGCCUCAGCACCCGGCUGCUGGCUCUGGUUGUUUUGUUCUUUAUCGUUGGCGUCAUUAUAGGGAAGAUUGCCUUGUAGAGGAAGCAAAUGGGAUGAAUGGAGCCACCAUAUCAUGGGAUUUAAAUUUAUCAUAACCAUGUGUAAAAAGAAGUCAAUGUAUGAUGACAUCUCACAGGUCUUGCCUUUAAAUUACCCCUCCCCACGCACACACACAAAUGCACACACAAAUAUAACAUAAGUUAACAAUCUUCUAGAAGGUUAAAAUGUAUAGUAAGUGACUGGGGGAAAGCAGUGUGCUCUGUUAAUGCCGAGUGCCGACAGUACAGCAUAGAACUUGUUUUGAACGCGGGUGGGCCUGGGUUCAUGUCGCUGGAUCACCUCUCUUAAAGCAGGACACUCUUCCUCGCUGUUGGUGCUGGCCUGUGGGCGCAGGACACUGACUGAGGAGGCCGGUGACCCCCGCCCGCCCACUCCUGCCCAGGCUGCGGUCCUGUGUCUGCACAUCCGUCCGUGGGACCCACGCAGAGCAGCAGUCGCCACAGAGUAUGGCGCUGCGGCAGCGGCUGGCGUCCCAGCUGCCACAAGAGGCGUGUGGCGACUGACCCAACACUUGAGAGGAAAGGCAGUGCUUCGUUCUGUGAAAGGGACCAAGCUCACUUCCUGUUGGUUCAUGUAGCGAAACCGAGCUGGUAUCUGGGACGUGCAAGCAUAUUUAACUUAUUUAACGUGUCUCAUCUCAUGUGUUCUUACUGUCACUGAGAACAGUUAGGCACCGAGCGGCAGCCGGCAGGCAGGGCUGCCCGUGCUGCUGGGCGCCGAGGUUCCUGGCUGGGCGUUCUCCAUCAGUCAGCAACAGCUCUUGUGAGGGGAGAGUCUUGGUGGUGACGCUCCACUCUGAGUCACCCACUUUUAAACAGAGAAGAGUGGCUGUGCUUCUAGAUUGUCCUUCCACCGCUCUCAGCCACCACUCUGACUUCCAGUGCAGGCCUGACUCUGUCCUGACCGCCUGGGUCCCUGGCCGAGGACCCUGGCAGGCGGGCUGGCUGGUAGAGGUGAGGGAGGGGGCUCCUAGCUGAUCCAUCUACUGCUAAUGGAAGUCUGACUGUGAAUUAAUUUUACGCCAUAAAAGACCAAUCCAAUUCUGUUUGACUAUGUAGCAUCUUAAAAGAAAAAAAUUAAAAUAAAGCCCCAAAAUUAAGAGUU
Dipodomys spectabilis (banner-tailed kangaroo rat) is the source of this 1877-nucleotide messenger RNA. RefSeq names its product VAMP associated protein B and C (gene Vapb). Gene Ontology annotation, biological process: endoplasmic reticulum membrane organization. Bases 21 to 752 code for a protein of 243 amino acids. NCBI's taxonomy places the organism in Eukaryota, Metazoa, Chordata, Mammalia, Rodentia, Heteromyidae. Gene Ontology annotation, molecular function: FFAT motif binding. The record is from RefSeq and is a predicted model, not a curated record. Gene Ontology annotation, cellular component: endoplasmic reticulum membrane; plasma membrane. The transcript has 7 exons.